GCUAAACUCAACGCAGAACAGUACGAGAUUUACAGCGAGAUUUUGCAAGCUGUGGAAGAGGGACAACCGCUCUGCGCGUUCGUCGACGGCAAGGCUGGUCGAGGGAAGACAUUCCUGGUGCAUUCUAUAUGCAACAAACUGCGGUCUCAGGGGCAUAUCGUGUUGGCUACUGCGACUUCUGGAUUCGCUGCUCAGCUUUAUCCUGGAGGCAGGACGACGCAUUCUACGUUCAAGGUA
Rhodofomes roseus is the source of this 237-nucleotide messenger RNA. RefSeq names its product DNA helicase Pif1 like protein. Gene Ontology annotation, biological process: DNA repair; telomere maintenance. NCBI's taxonomy places the organism in Eukaryota, Fungi, Basidiomycota, Agaricomycetes, Polyporales, Fomitopsidaceae. The transcript has a single exon. The annotation marks the transcript as partial. The record is from RefSeq and is a predicted model, not a curated record. Gene Ontology annotation, molecular function: DNA helicase activity.